Messenger RNA from Papilio polytes (common Mormon), 1042 nucleotides. RefSeq lists its product as uncharacterized. Lineage: Eukaryota; Metazoa; Arthropoda; Insecta; Lepidoptera; Papilionidae. Gene Ontology annotation, cellular component: aminoacyl-tRNA synthetase multienzyme complex. The record is from RefSeq and is a predicted model, not a curated record. The transcript is spliced from 4 exons. The coding region runs from base 113 to 1000 and encodes 295 amino acids.
UUAGGUUAGGUUUCUCUUAUUUCCUUUGCAGGAGAGAAUCGAUUUUAAUUCUCUUCAAAAAAAUUGGCUAUUAGUGUAGUUUCUGGUUGGUGUCUACGUGUGUUUAAUAAAAAUGUAUCACAUGAAAACGAUCGUUCCCUUGGAAGAUAAUAUAAUAUUACCACAGUGCAUGUAUCAUUUAAAGAAUCCAAAUAAUAACUUGAAAAUAGAUGAAGUAGAACUUAAUAUCAGUGACCAGGUUAUGAGGUUUCUUAAGAGAUCACCCAACAAAACCAUGAUAGAAUUAGAACAAAGACAAACUCAGCUGUUGCAAAAAUUGGAUGUGCUUUAUGAUAGAAUUAAAACAAUCAGUACUUUAUGCAAAUUAGAUGUCCAACCUAACAUUGCUACAAAGAAACUGGAACUGAUAACAGCACCAGAAGAAAUUGUAGUAGUGCUUGAUCCCAAAAUUAUGCCAUGUUUUCUUGGAUUGUUCCUAAAAGAAAAUCCCAAGCUACAUGUAACAUGGCAUAUUCACUCAUCAGUGUCAACUGAUGAUAGUUUAAAGAUCAAAGAUUUUUUUAGAGAUAGGCCACAAUUGAGCCUCAACAAUUUAAAAGAGACUUAUCCUGGAGAAUUGAAGAAAAGAACCAAUUUGAGACUGAUAUUCAAAAAUGUUUCAGCCUCUGCAGAAUUAAGGAUGUCAUCGCUAGAAGUGCCUUUAGUAGGCAUUGUGAACAUACUUCGCUACCUUUGCUUACUUUACCCAACAGUCAUACAAUAUGAUCAAACUGACUACUAUGUAGACAAUUUACUGGAUCAAUGCCAUUUAUUAGAGAAGACGUCUGGAAAACAGAUGGAAGACAUUAUGACCCAAAUCUUCUCUCAAUGUAAAGGAUGGAUCUACAAAAACGAAUUAUCCAUUGUUGACAUAGCUACUUUUAUAAUAAUAAAACUGAAGGGUAUUAUGAAAGCUGUACCGAAAACUUGGUACAAUAAAUGCGAAAAAACAUUUAUGUAACUUUUUAAUGAUUAAUCGAAAUUUAAUAUAUAAUCAACUAGU